This is a messenger RNA of Ictalurus furcatus (blue catfish), 2209 nucleotides long. RefSeq names its product UDP glucuronosyltransferase 5 family, polypeptide G1 (gene ugt5g1). Gene Ontology annotation, molecular function: UDP-glycosyltransferase activity. The transcript has 2 exons. Bases 323 to 1906 code for a protein of 527 amino acids. Lineage: Eukaryota; Metazoa; Chordata; Actinopteri; Siluriformes; Ictaluridae. The record is from RefSeq and is a predicted model, not a curated record.
UGAGUAUAAAUCAAUGACUUGAGACACACAUAGAGAAAAGAGCCAGGAAGAAGAUUUCACAUGAUCAUUUGCAUUCCACAUGAUUACGACAUGUUAAUGCGUGACCACAUAAUCCAGGUCAAUUUGGAUCUCAUGUUACACAGAGCCUGCAGACGGGUGACUUGGAAACAGUCUGCCUGCUGUGAGUAUGUCUUCAAAACCUACUGCAUGCCUGUGGAGGUUUAUGGCUAGAUCUGGACAUUUCAAAGUUGGUUUGAUUGGGUUUGCUACAAGUAACUGAAGAGUCAGGAAUUAUCAGUGAUACAAAACAGCUUUCUGGAACAUGGAAGUGAAUGCAAAUCGGCUACUCUUCUUCUCCUGCCUACUUGUUGUGACUGGCUAUUGCAAUGGUGGUCGAAUCUUAGUGUUUCCAGAAGAUGGCAGCCACUGGGUGAAUAUGCAGGUCAUACUCAAGGAGUUGCAUGCCCACGGACACAGUCUGACAGUGGUACAUUCUUCCAGAAGCUGGUAUAUUCAUGACAGAUCUUCUCUCUACACAUUCAUUAGUGUUAACCUCACUAGCACAGAAGAUGCUAGCAGGGGGAUAUUUGAGACCUUGUUAGAGCGGUCACUGUCUUUACGUAGGAUGACACCAAUCCUGCGCUUUUUUGAACAGCAGAAGGAUGUGAUGACCAUGUUGAAGAUAUUCCACGGUGUAACCCUUAGUAUUAUCUCUACCAUAUUGGAUGACUCAGCACUGAUUGGAAAACUGCAAGAUUCUAAGUUUGACCUAAUGCUCACUGACCCUGCUUUCCCUGCUGGGGUUCUCCUGGCCCACUAUCUCCAUUUACCCUUGGUGUAUAAUGUACGCUGGCUCAAUGCAGGAGAUGCACAUAUGGCCAUUGCUCCAUCGACACCAUCUUAUGUUCCGAUGUACAACUCAUUGUUUAGUGACAGGAUGGACUUCCUGCAGAGGACCGAGAACUUCCUUCGAUAUAUGGUCAGCCUCCUCCAGGAGCAAUUUGUUAUCCUCCCCAUUUAUGAAGAAUUGCUCAAGAGGCACUUUCCACCAGGAUCAGAUCUUCUCAGCAUGCAGCGCUCAGCAGAUAUUUGGUUGAUGCGUGUUGACUUUAUUUUUGAGUACCCACGCCCUAGCAUGCCUAAUGUAGUCUACAUAGGUGGGUUCCAGUGUCGCCCGGCUGAACCCAUUGUUACAGAGCUGGAGGAGUUUAUGCAGAGUUCUGGGGAGCAUGGUGUGGUGGUUAUGUCCCUGGGAGUCAUGGUCACCGCCCUUCCCAAACAUAUCACAGAAGCCAUUGCAGCUGCCUUUGCUAAGAUACCUCAAAAAGUUAUAUGGAGGUAUGUGGGUGAUCGACCUUCAUCUCUGGGUAGCAACACGUUGCUUCUUGAAUGGCUUCCUCAAAAUAACCUCCUGGGGCACCCAAAAACAUGUGCAUUUGUGUCUCAUGGUGGCACCAAUGGCAUCUACGAAGCUAUCUACCAUGGGAUUCCUGUGUUGCUUCUGCCACUUCUCUUUGAUCAGUUUGACAAUGCAAUUAGACUGGAAACCCGAGGUGCAGCCCGUGUGCUUGAGGUCAGCACGUUGACUUCUAAAGAAUUCCUUGAAGCCCUCAAGGAUGUCAUUAAGAAUCCAUCUUACAAAAGCAACAUGCAGGAACUCUCAGAGCUUCACCGUGAUCAGCCCUUUUCUCCUCUAGACAGUGCUACUUUCUGGAUUGAGUAUGUCAUCAGGCACAAAGGAGCUCAACACUUGUACUCAGAAGGAAGCAGUCUUCCUUGGUACUCCUACCACAAUCUAGAUGUCGUAGGUUUUCUGUUGGUAAUAAUUUUAGCUGUACUCUGGGCCUCAGUAUAUCUUGUUAAAUUUCUUUGUUGUACGCCAUACAGGAAGCAAAAGGUUGAGUGAACUGAACCUGAGGCAUUCACAGACAAGCAGAAAUAUGUGUUUGGGGUUGUUGGGUUUUUUAUUGUUGUUGUUGUUGUUGUUGAUUUUGGGUAAGCACUUUUUUGUGUAGUGCACUAACUGUGAUAACUAAUAUUGCUACCCUUUCAAAGUAGAUCAUUUAAGAGCUAAGACCAAUAGAAACUGUGUUUGUUACAUAAUCUUCAUUACAGCCUUAAAGGUUUUCCUGAUUGAUCAAAAAUAAUUUCACUUCUAGUGUCAUUUGUACUCAUUACAAUGUACAUGACUUGGAAUAAAAUUUGCUUU